CCAAAGCCUGCAAAGGCAGCCGUGAAGAAGACCACUACACACGCCCACAAGAUUAUGGGCUGCUCCUGCCAGGUGGGAACUGGGUGCAGAUGCAACAGCCAUGGGAGGGAGCUGGAGCCCCGGCAACUGGCCCAGAAGGCGGGAAGGGAAGCGCCCAAGAGUCACCCUGCAGGGGCGGCUGCCGUGGCCGGGCGGAAGGGGGCGCCCUCUGGGGCUGGCUAUAAGGAAGGUGUGGCUGCUGCUGCUGCCACCGCCCGCCGCCCUUCUCCCUCGCAACUCACCCACGCGGGGAGGUCUCCCGUGGAGACCGUCAGCCUGACGGCGCGCUCCUCGUCCUGCAGGAAGGCGAGCGCCCGGCCCAGGCGGGAGCUCUUCCCGCUCCGGUGCCUCCGCACCCAGAAGACGCACAGCAGGGCCACCAGGACCCAGCUGAAGCUCAGCCCCAGGUAGCCCAGCACGUAGACGGGGAAGAUGAGCGCGAAGCUCCGCGCGAACUGCGACACCAGAGCGGGCAAGUCGACGCUCAGCAUCGGCGGCGGCUCAGGAGGAGAGGCGGCAGCAGCAGCAGCAGCAGCCGGAGGCUCCGCGGGGUCCGAGGGCUGGGAAUCCCCGCCGGGCCCCGAGGGGCUCGGCGGCGGCGGCUGGGCCCCUGCGCCGCUCAUGCUCUCUGGGCGGUGGCGGCGGCGGCGGAGGAGGGCGGGCGCAGAGGAGGCAGGGCGCGGGAGGCACCAGCAGCAGCAGCAGCCGCCGCGGCUCCUCGCAUCUCUCUCUCUCCGGCGCGCGCGCGCUCAGCCCCGCCGCUCCCGCCUCACAGUUGCUGAGUGACAACAACAAUCGCCCGCCUCCCUCCGCUUCCGGGUUUCCUGAGGCGGGGGGAGGAGCAGGAGGAGGGACCCGCCUAGCCCGGAGCGAGCCAUUCCCUCGGGAAGAGAGGGGGGGAAGAAUGGAGGCGGUCCUUCGGAGACUUGUGGGACAGUCCAUAGGCGGGAGGGGGACGGGAAGGAGCAGAAGAAACGGCUGCCUGACGGAGGAGGGGCGGGGCUCUGAAGAGAGAGGCCCCUCCUCCGUCUACCCCUGCCUCUUCGGUUCCCUGCCCCCUAUUGGCCCACGUCACGUAAUCGGAGCAAAGCCUCACCCCAAGGAGAAGACACCCCUCACGGCGCCCUCCCUACGGAGGACUCUCCAGCAAGUGGUGUCCCUAUGACACCGCCCGCUUGCUGGUCAGCAUCCAGGGAAGCCGCCAGCGCAGCACGCAGGCGCGCGCGCCCCAAAAAAUCAAAACCGCCGUCAAUUCCAUAAAAGGAGACGGGACCCAGAUGCACGUUAUAGUUGAGCGUUUGAAAUGUUCGUCAAAAGAGCAUUGAGUCUUACGUGCAUACGUAGAGCGUGACUUUUUAUCUUACACAUUCUAUUGCUAUGUGUGCUGCCUUGUAUUCGUGCAAAUUGUUACACCAUUUUAGAGACCGGGAUUGGAAACUCCUGUGGGGGUUGUAAUAUUUAUCAGAGGUGAUGAUGGUCAGGCUGGAUUUGUACUAUUUCACACUGAAUAUGCAUAGCUGUCAACGUUUCACUUUUUUAAAGGGAAAUUCCCUUAUUCCGAAUAGGAUUCCUCGCAAGAAAAGGGAAAAGUUGACAGCUAUGUGAAUAUGGAGACUCCGGACUUGUCCACACCUGACUUUAAUGUGCAUUUGAAGCUGUUUGAGAUCCUGUUUUAAGUAGCGUCACCCACAUGCGCUCCCCCCAAAAAGCCCGCUCUUAUCCCACUUCUUUCCCCCCAGUAAAUUAGGUUUGCUCAAUCCGGGGAUAAUCCCAUAAAUUUUUGGAAAAUGUCCCUCUAAACAGCCACACUUGAAACAAAAGAUGCAUGGCUUAGGGUUUUGGGGUUUUUUCCCAACCCAUGAGGCGCUUUACACCCAAGAUCUGCUUGGUUUUCCUACCUUAGUGUUGACACUGACUAUUCCCCAGAGGACAGAAAGUCAAUUGGGAUCUCCUGGUGCAUCUCUGGGAUAUUUGGAAUGAAUUGGCAAGGGUUUCUGACUCCCUCCCAACUGGCUGACAUUAAGACCAGCUAAAAGAUAUUCCUCCCUUAAUUAUAUUGCUGAAACUAGGAACCAGGGAUGCCAGCUUCAAUAAAAUAUUGGGGGGGGCAGGUAAACUGUACCUCGCCUAAUGAAUCACAAUACGCAAUGCCCCUAGGUGUUGGAUCCUAUGCUAGGAACUCUUUUUGGGGAGGGGGAAUCAGGAGUCAGGUGGGGGCUGUAAAAUAAUUAUAAACUCUGAGGCUGCAUACAUGCCAUACAUGUGUUCCUCAGAUGAAGAGCCGUAUAGAAAUUUAAAUACAGACAUACAUUUAAAGCACAUAAAGACUUCCCCCAAAUAAUCCUGGGAAUUGUAGUUUGUUAAGGGUCUUGGAAAUUGUAGCUUUGUGACAGGUAAACUACAGUUCCCUGGAUUCUUUGUGCAAGUCAUGUGCUUUAAAUGUUAUUUAAAUAUAUGUCAUGUACACAGCCAUUAACCAAAUUCCUGGGCUGAGUGUGUUGUCAGAAGCAGCCUGUUCCUUAUGUUCAGUCUGUCCCACUGAGCCACUAUUUUGCACUUGGCUCUGACUGGUGGAUCAUUCCUAUGGUCUAUUUAUGUACAUUCAACCAAAUGUGAGUUCAAACAACUAUAUAUAUUUUCCUCCAAUUUGUCCUUAGUAGGUUCCUCACUGUUCCUAAAGAAUUGAGGCAACCCUUAAGUCCUAAAUACACCUCUGAGUAUAGGAGGACUCUGUGUGUAGGAUUUUCUAAACAUGCAUAGGACCAGACCAUUAGUUCUUUAUGCAAGAGGAUAGUUGAUGUCACUUCAGCGAAGUUCACUUGUGUAACAUGUCUAAGAGAUUUGCACAGGUGUCACACAGGGACAUAUUAUGACCUCGGGAUAUUUGAGAAGAGUAGGAAAGUGGUGGCUGAUUUAUUCACACUAGAGGAGAGCUGUGCUGCAGGCCUUUUUGAGACACUCGGGUCAAACAAAUUAGUUGAGUGUAUUGUAGGGAAGCUACUGUUUAUCUGUAGACUUCGCCUCAAAUUCUGCAAACUUUUUAUGUGCUCCAAGCCCUCCCCAUAUAUUGACAGGUCUUGGGAUAAAUCAAAAUACUGUAAGGUGAAAAGCACUAGUCAGAGCUGCUCGAAAUAAAUCAUCCCAGGAGAGCAUUUUCCCCAGUGGAUUGUUGUCCAGCUGCUCUUCGGAUACAAUUUCCCGUCAGACUUUUUUUUGGUCUGACUGUUAAAUAUGUCAAUUAUAAGUCCACUGCCAUCAAAACUGAUGUCCAUCUUCUGCCAUGACAAUUGUUUUCUCCUAGGUCUGCAAUUAUACUGCCUGUUUAUUUUUAUCUCCCUUUAUAUUUAUGUAUGAUUCUCUUGGAUGUUAGAUAAAAAACCUCAGUCUUCUGGGAUGGCCCUUAGUAGUAAUAAAAAUGGGUUAAUUGAAAUAAACUACCAGCUGCCCUAUAAAUUCUGUCAAGGUCUGCUCCUUAAGACUAGAGCCAGAUUCUUGUUUCCUUCAUGACUUGUAGUACCAUUGAUGUAUUAAGACUGAGAUGGUAGAGGAGCAACGUAGAAUGUAAGCAUGGGGUGGGUAUACAUCAUUUCAUAUUUUUUUCAUUUCACUUUUAAUUUGUAUACUGCCUUUUUAUUUUAUUAUACACAAGGCGGUUUACACAUUUGAGGUCCAUUUGAAGACAAACACUUAGAAUUAAAGCAUUCAGAGCCAGGGUAGACAUUUACUGCAACCUCCAAUGAGUCAGGUUCCAUUGUGGAGGACAUACCUUAAUAGCCUAAAUUCUGCUUAGGAACUUUUGCUUAUAUUGGACAUUUGUAUUCCAAAUUCCACUCGGACACUGAGGUCCAGCACCGAGGGCCUUCUGGUGGUUCCCUCACUGCAAGAAGCCAAGUUACAGGGAACCAGGCAGAGGGCCUUCUCGGUAGUGGCACCCGCCCUGUGGAACGCCCUCCCACGAGAUGUCAAAGAGAACAACAACUACCAGACUUUUAGAAGACAUCUGAAGGCAGCCCUGUUUAGGGAAGCUUUUAAUGUAUGAUGCAUUACAGUAUUUUAAUAUUUUCUUGGAAGCCACCUAGAGUGGCUGGGGAAGCCCAGCCAGAUGGGCGGGGUAUAAAUAAUAAAUUGUUGUUGUUGUUGUUGUUGUUGUUGUAAUCUAACGCAUUGCACACUUCCUCAGACAUAAUGCUGUUGUAGACAUUAUUCUAAUGAACUUUGUAUAUAUUGUUCUACUUUUAUUAUGAGUUUACAAAACUCAGGCAAAAAUUUUUUACUAUUAAAUGUGUUUAAUAGUACAAGAACUGAACUGAGCUCAGUCUUCUACACACAAACAAAAAUCGCCCCCUGAUUAUCCUCCUCACAGUUUUCUUAAUUUCAGCAGUAUAAUUUAAGAGAGGUGUGGCAGAAGUCAUCUUGUUGUUGUCAUUACUAAACAGCUGGAAGUAAAAACAAACAAACAAACCUUUGCUGAUUUACUGGAAAUCACCCAGAGAUCUACUGCAGAGACAGAUCUAUCUUCUACCUACCUCAAGCUAAGCCAUUUUGUGUGGAACUGUAAAAAAAACACAUGCUCAACAUGGAUAUUGGUCUCAGAGGGGUGACCUCCAAAACUCACCCCAAGUGAACCUCAUGUUCUGCUGUGUUUUAACAUUCAUUUAUUUAUGUAAAAUGUGCUAUGAGACUAAAUCAAGCAUCUUCCAGAUCAGGCAACAGAACUCAGCAUUUAUAUAGCCCAUUUUCCCAGAGCUAAAAAUAUAUAAUUGAUAAAUCUAUAAAAUACAUCCAUAAAAAUAAUGCUUUUAUGGAUCUUUUGUUGAUUUCAUCCUUUUAUGUUGCACUCUGCCUUGCUAUAUUUUUAUGAUUAUUUUAUGGAUUAUUUAAAAUUAGUACAUAAAUAAUAUUCCUAUAACUAGCAGACAGUAAGAUUCUCCCCAUGCCUGGUCUGGAAGCUGCAGCUAAUACAGAAAGCUGUAGCCAGACUACUCACAGGAGCGGGUUACAGUACUGGCAACAUAUUACUCUUUUGCUGAGGGAGCUGAACUGAUUGCCGAUUGCCAACUAGGUCAGGUUUAAGUUUUUUUGUGUUAAUUCACAAAGCCCCAAACAACUUGGGCCCAAGGUACCUUACAGACCUGUUUGGUUAUGCUGCACAUCAUCUGCAGGUAUCUUCUUAUGGGGUACUCCUUGUGGUCCCAUAUGCCCCUGAUGUUCAGUUGACUUUUACCAGGGACUGAGCCUUCAGUGUGGAAGGCCUUGACCUGUAAAACUCCUUGCCAGUAGGAGUCCUGCAGGAGUCAUUAUCUGCUUUUAGAUGUCUUUUAAAAACUGCAUGUUUCAGCCAAGUCUUGGGGAUUACGGUAGGUUUUUUAAAAAAGCAACCAGUGUUUAUUGGCAUGUUACUGAAUCCCGUCCCAUGUAAUUAUUAUUGUAUAAUGUUUUUAUAGUUCUUAUGAAAGUGCGGUUUAUAAAAAUGUAAAUAAACCAAAGAGACUGGGCAUGGAGGGGUGGGUUUGACAGAAAACUGGCCUACCUAAAUUGACUUCCGGACUCACAAAUCACAUAUUAACCAACACAGUACGUGGACUGCAGCCCACGCUACAAAAUGUUUCUUAUGAAUUGGACUAUAGCCUGCGAACGUUUAUGCAGUACAGUAAUAUACUUUUUGGCUUUUAAAGUGUCACAAGACGACCCUUUCCUACGCCUCAACUGUUCUUCUAGAUGCCACAGUUGUUGUGAAGGGCGGUACCCCAAAGCGGAUGUAAAUCUCAGAUCAGCUGAGGAGGACGGGUUGUAUCCUCCUCUCGGCUCAACAAAUGAUCGAUCUGAUGCCCGGGGCGACAAUUGUAUUUGCAUCAGUAUCUGUGUCUGUCUUCUUCUUCUUCUUCUUCUUCUUCUUCUGCCUUUAUGCUAGUAUUUUUUAAUGCACAAGCGUGAAAACACAUAAUUCGCCUUGCAGAUGGUGGAACAACAUUAGUUUUUUGAAAGUUAAAAAAAAAAGCCGGAGAGAUCUAUUUCUUCUUCUUCUCUUAAAACGAUGAAGAGCCUUAUUCUGCCAUUUCAAAGAGUUUUUUCCCUGCUUCUAUCGCUGCCGAAAAAGAAAAGGUCGCUCCGGCUAUCUUUUAAUCUCCUAACCGCCUCCCUCCCGAAAUUGCAAUCAGCGCCUCCUCCGUGCGCGCAAGAAGGAAAGGCAGGCGGGCGGGCAAGCGAGCUUUGACUUCAACUCCCAGAACCCCCUGUGCGCUUUCGUCCCGCCUUUAAACCCGGGUAGCUUUCGUUCGAUUGGCCCACCGAGGUCGACUUUUAACCUAUCGGCUGUGACCUUGCUCUACCUCCCUGUUGCUAGGCGGAACUGGGACGCAGUUGCCUAGGUAGCCUAACCUAAGCUGCGGCCUGCAAGUUUUUCCAGAGCCCGAGGGGAAGCUGCGGGCGCCGUCGGGGAUGCUGCACCUCGGGGCGGUUGCGUGCUGUUAUGGAGGGAGAUAAGGUGAGCUGCCCGUCUGUGUGGGGGCACGAGGGGAGGAGGUGGAGAGGGUCGGUGGUGUAGCGUAAAUCUCGCCGGGAGAAAGGCUGGAGGUGGAGGUGGGAACGGGGGGCGCAGCUUUAAAAGGGCAAAUCAAACUCUUAGGCUGCAAAUAUAUCUGGGAGCAACAUAGCAGCAGUUAACUCAGUGCGAACACGCCUAGGAAUGGGCUGCAAGUCUCGUUGGAGAACUUCAGCUGGGCUUGCUGCUUAGUUAGGCACGCACAGAAUGGGGUUUCAAAUACAGUGGUACCUCGGGUUAAGUACUUAAUUCGUUCCGGAGGUCCGUACUUAACCUGAAACUGUUCUUAACCUGAAGCACCACUUUAGUUAAUGGGGCCUCCCACUGCUGCCACGCCGCCGGAGCACGAUUUCUGUUCUCAUCCUGAAGCAAAGUUCUUAACCUGAAGCACUAUUUCUGGGUUAGCGGAGUCUGUAACCUGAAGCGUAUGUAACCCGAGGUACCACUGUACUUGGAUAGCUUGUCACAGAGAUGAUGGGGAUCCUCCACAGGGAGAAGGUUUCAAGCAGUGGGUUAAAGCAGUGGGCUUGGACCAAAUGGCCUUUGAAGCCCCUAGCAAAUCUGGGACUGAUUUCUUCAUACUUCCCUGGGAGUGAGCACUGCUUGAACUUUGUUGUUUAGUCGUGUCCAACUCUUCGUGACCCCAUGGACCAGAGCAUGCCAGGCACUCCUGUCUUCCACUGCCUCCCGCAGUUUGGUCAAACUCAUGUUCGUAGCUUCGAGAACACUGUCCAGCUACCUCGUUCUCUGUCGUCCCCUACUCCUUGUGCCCUCCAUCUUUCCCAACAUCAGGGUCUUUUCCAAGGAGUCUUCUCUUCUCAUGAGGUAGCCAAAGUAUUGGAGCCUCAGUUUCAGGAUCUGUCCUUCCAGUGUGCACUCAGGGCUGAUUUCCUUCAGAAUGGAUAGAUUUGCUCCUGCAGUCCAUGGGACUCUCAAGAGUCUCCUCCAGCACCAUAGUUCACUGAUGCUCAGGAUGUCAAUAUUUAUUCUUGCCAUCUCAAUUUUGACCACAUCCAACUUACCAAGGUUCAUGGUCCUUACAUUCCAGGUUCCUACGCAAUAUUUUUCUUUACAGCAUUGGACUUUCCUUUGCUUGAACUUUGGUGCACCCUAAACAGGUGUUUGCUGGAAAGUAAGCCUUGCUGUGCUCAGUGGGACUCGACUUCUAAUAGGUGGUUGAAGGAUGCUGUCCUGGUCAUUGCCAUUUCAAACGGGAAGUCGGAAGGUGAUGAGCUGCACACUCCUGAAUUUGAGCACGGCAAGGUGGUUAAACAGUGUUGGGUAACUGUCCUGCCUUGACUGUAGUUCUGCAGCCACCAGGCUCCCAAAACACUUUGGCUGCUGCAGCUGGUUUUCUAGCCUUCUGAACCUCUUGUCUUCCCUUAAACCUGGACUUGUGCUGGAACAGGGCCCCACCCCCACUGAAUCUGCUAUUGAGGGUGAAAAGAUGAGCUCCUAGAAUGUGAGGAAGGGGGAGAAGAGCUUAGUUUCUGCACUAGCAGCCAGUGUGGUGCGAUGGUGCCAUCCUCCCAAUAAUGGCACAGCUACAGCUUACCUGGAUGGGGCUGCAGAGGGGCAGAGCAGGUGAUGAAGUUGGAACUCCAUGGAUGCACCAGCAGAGUUGGCCAGUACUCCUGGCACUGUGUCCAUGCAACCUUGAUUUUGCUGCUGCCCCAUCCAGGUAAACUGUAACAACACUGGUGUUGGAAGGGAGGCUCCGUAACUGCGCUACCACACCAGCUGCUACUAUCUCAUUGAAAAUUAUCUAGUUUAAUAGGUUUGAAUGACUAUGAAGAUUUCACUAUUGGUCUCUGCAGUCCAAGCAAACUCCCUCUAUAAUCUCCCGUCAUUUCCAACUGAUAGCAUUGUAGUUUGAGUGCUUGUUCAAAAACCUUGACCAAAUCGUAGUUUUAUUUAUUUAUUAGAUUUGUAUACUGCCCUAUGCUCUAAAUACAGCUCUCAGUUUAAGAUACCUCUCCCCACCAUUCUUUUUGGUCUAGAGAAGAACCAAAGAUGACACUUGGAAAUCAGAUGAACUAAAGAAGCAUCUUAAGGUAAGAUUUAUUUGUACCUGAUGGCAAUAGCAGAGGUGGCGGCCAGAAGAGUUGAGGUGAAGUAAGUGGUGGAAGCUCAAGAGGCCCGCCUCUCUGCUUGUGCUGCCAGUAGGACACCCCUGAGUUUUGGUGAGAGGGAUGUGUGCUGUGUUGCACCUAGGAUGAAGAAGAUGAGCACCAAGGCUUUGAGGAACACUCCCCCUGCUGAGUUGGGUGAGAAGGGAGUAUGUUCCAGCGCACAGUGUUGCAGCUUGUCUUCCCUGUCUCUGGGGUGGCCAAGACUUUGAGGAGUGCCCUUCUCUCACUGAGUUUUGGCGAGCGAGGGAGCAUACUGGUUGUGGUGGAAGUGGAAUGGGGAGGCCAUGACUGCGGGGUUGGCAUCAGAAGGCUGACAAAAUGGAACAGGCUGCCCCUGAAAAGGUGGGUCUUCAAAGACAAAAAAUUGGUAUACACACACACACACAUAUAUAUGUAUAUAUAUAUAUACAUACAAACAUACACACACUCACAUAUAUAUGUAUGUAUAUGUGUGUGUAUAUAUAAAAAAUGUUACUAUUGCGUUUCUUGUUUCCUUCUUGAGGUGUCUCGAUCAGAUAGUCAGUCUGAAGACGGGAGACAUCGGCAGAGGAAAUCACGAGAGGGUGACAGCAAUGAUGCUGAUGACUUGCCAAAGGAUCAAGAGAAGGUCAGAGUGAAAUCAAAAGAAAAAGCAGGUGAAAAAGUGAGACUUAUUAAAUCGAGUGACAUAAGACAUAAGAAUGAAAGGAAAGAGAAAGGAAGAGAAAAAGAUCAUCCCAGAGAACACGAGAGAGAGAAAAUUAAGCUAAAACAUGUCCAAGAAGAAAAACAUAACACUGGGAAAAGUGGUGAGAGACACAGCGGCAAAGAGAGAGAGAGGAAGCAUAAGAAAGAUGACCCCAAUCAAACACUGGUGGAAAAUGCUAUGGAGGCUUUUGGGGAAAGAGAUAAAGAACAUUAUAGAAGAAGAGACAGCAAGGAUCAUGCAGGUGGGAUGGUUUGUUCACUGUAUGUAUUUUUAAAAUAAUGCUUCAGAAGAAGGUGAAAAUGGGCUUCAAAACUCUUGCACAGGAGGCAUGGCAGUGACAUGGAUUGCAAGCAGUUCUACACAAUGUCUUUUUCUUUUCAUCUCCUACUUUGUAAAGAUAGUCUGUCUUAACAAGAUGGCAGACCUAAUAGACUAGGGAGUUUCCUCUCCAUAGGUAUCUGGGCUUUUUUUCUUUUAAGCUCAGUUUCUUUUUCAGAGAUGCUUGCUCCCAUGGGAGUGGUCUUCCUUCCAAUUCAAUUGGGUGGAAUCCAUCAGUACACCUAUGUAUCACUCUGUCUAUUCCUCUCAGAGGUGAAGGACAUUUCUUUGCUCCCUCCUGUGCUUACAAACCCAUAUAGGGAGGCUGCAGGAUCCUCCAUUCCACACACACACACACACACACACACACACACACACACACCCUUCUCUAGACAUUGCUUGUCUUUUGCUUCAUAGGAAGGAGGGUAUUUUCUUCCAAUGCCUCACAUGAUGGAUGUCCUAGCGCAAAGAGAUUUGAAUAAUAAUAAUAAUAAUACCUUUAUUGUCAAUGUAUCUCAAAGAUAGAUUUGGAAACCUUGAAAAAGCUAGUUUGUGCGGAAAAGUUAGAUGAUACUUGUGUGUGUGUUUUUAACAUUUCCAGUAAUUCCAGUAAUCCCCCUAGUUUGCUAUUGGUUAUAUACUGCGCACAUUACUUGAAACAGGCUUGGAAUUGAAGUAACAGCCCUGAAAUGCUUCUUGCAGAGAUGUAGCACAUACUGUAUUUGUGUUGUAUGUAGCGUAAGAGACUGAAAUGUACUGAAGAUAAAACUUCUUAAUUUUAUAGAUGUGAUUGUGUUUUAGAUCACCCAAAAGUAAAAGAUGAAGAAAGAGAAAGAAAACACAGAGAGAGAGAGGUAAGAGAAGGUAAAAAAAUAAUCCUUGUUCUUAAAAAGAAAAAGAGGGGAAGUGUAAAGAAAAAGAAAGAAAAGUUAGCAACUCACAAACAGCAAAUAUGGUAUGCUCCCCCCUCCUCAAAAGUACCUUAACAGAUUGAUAAUUUCUUCAUCUCCUUGAGUUUUUCACACACACACCCUUUUUGCUCUUCCCGCUUCUCCAGCAAUGUGCCAGAACUAUUCUCAAAAGAAUGCUCAGCACAGGCUUGUUGUUGUCGUUAGUAGUAGUAGUAGUGGUAUAUUUCUGAGCUACAAAAUUGUUAAAUUUCAAUUUUGGUUCUUUAAAAGAAAUUUUAAAAUUAUUUCUCUUCAGAAUGAAGAGAGCAGGGAUACUUUGGGUGAGACACACAGAGAUGAAGAACGUGAACACAGGCACAAGUCACACAAGGAACGGGACCCUGAUAAGGAAAGAAGAAGGCAUCGAGAGAAGAAAGAGCAUGAGCUCUUAGCUGUAGAAGGAAAAGAGAAGUUUUUGAAAUUAAGAAGUUUCACAUCUGUGAGGGAUGGGGAAGAAGGGCACACCUCCAGGAAACAUAAGGAGCAGUCUCACUAUGAAGACAGACACCGUAGGGAGAACAGUGAAAGACAACACAGAGAAGAAAACGAAAAGAAGAAGAAAGACCACAAGGUUUGCUUUACAUUGGCUUUAGCUUCCUAGCAGUGCUGGCUAAUAUAAAAUUCAGAAAUUGUCAGAUUUUCCUUGGAAAUCGAAUUUGUGUCAGAAGCGAACAAGAUAUGCUGAGAAAAUAUCAAGAAAUACUGUGGCUUGAAACAAAAAUACUAUAUUAUGCUUUUCCGCAAUGGAAAAUUAUUCAUUAGAAGCCAAAAGUCAAUAAAAGAAUUGAUUGGUUUUGUUACGCUUUCACUGUAUAUGUAUGCCGUCCUUCUCUCAAAGAGUUUAGGGUGGCAGCAUACAUUGGAUUAUUCUAUUUUAUGCUGAAAAAGUGUGAAGUUUGCUGCUUGCAAAACAUGAGAUAAAUUUGAUGUGAGGGUCUAGUUUUUGAAGUAAUCUACAUUUCAUUUCACAAAGUAGUGAAUUGCACAAAAUGUUAUGUGCUCUUCUUUCAUGGUACACAUGAGCUUUAUUUGCAAUAUGGAGAGUAAGUCAACUUUUCAGGAAUUUCUCAAAUUUAGCUAGUUCUGUACGUCUGAUGUACACUUUCCCACAACAGAAAGCAGCAGCUAAACUAAUUAACAGGCUAGUCCUCCCAUGUUUACUUGAAAGUAAUUCUCACAAAGUAACGGUAUUGUGCAUAUAAUAACGAUAUUAUAUAGCCUUUAUGUAGACUAACAGUUGCUUGUCACGUGCCUGUGUACUGUGUUUGCUGACUGUGUUUUCCAAACAUAUGACAGCCAUACCAAUCCAUUUUUGAUCUUGAGUCCAUGCCUUAGGGACCCAGGUCAAUGAUAGACCUCCAUGGCAUGUUAUUUUAUGGCAUGCUUUAAUUCUUUUUAAGGAGUGCUGUGAAUACAGCCCUAAUACAGGCAUUGUUUGCAUAAUAUAUGAUGCCUAUCUGGUGAAUGCUAGCAAUAACCUUAAUCGUUGCUAGUUUUGUCUUCUUUAAAAAUGAAGCUGUAUAUACUAAGAGUCAUUGAUAUAAGACAGCACGUGCACCUGUUAAUGCAUAUAAGGAGAUACUUAGUCGUGUUGAAUGCUGCAAAUCAUUGUAUUUCGAACAAUAUAUUUUUCAGCACCGUGAACAUAAAAGCCAAAGCAAGAGUUCAAGGCAUGAAGCUGAAGCAGGCCAUCCACGUGAAAGGUGGGCUCUGUUUAAAUAAGUAAGAGUAAUCCUCAUUGGGCACAGUGGAGCUUAAAGGUAAAGGUAAAGGGACCCCUGACCAUUAGGUCCAGUCGCAGACGACUCUGGGGUUGUGGUGCUCAUCUCGCUUUAUUGGCCGAGGGAGCCGGCGUACAGCUUCUGGGUCAUGUGGCCAGCAUGACUAAGCCGCUUCUGGUGAACCAGAGCAGCACACAGAAACGCUGUUUACCUUCCCGCCAGAGUGGUACCUAUUUAUCUACUUGCACUUUGAUGUGCUUUCGAACUGCUAGGUUGGCAGGAGCAGGGACCGAGCAACGGGAGCUCACCCCGUUGCGGGAAUUUGAACCGCCAACCUUCUGAUUGGCAAGCCCUAGGCUCUGUGGUUUAACCCACAGCGCCACCCGCUUCUUCUGAAUAAAUACAGUGGACCCUCCGAAUAUGAACUUAAUUCGUUCUGGGGGUCCAUACGUACCCCAAACAGCCCACAACAUGAGGCGCCACUUCCGCGCACGUGUAUACACUUCCAGGUUUGCCGCGAUCGCAACCCGAAAGUUACAUUAGCCGAAGGUAACAUAACCCGAGGGUCCACUGUAUGUAUAUGUUUCCUGCUUUGCAGGGAGUUGGACUAGAUGACCCUCAGGGUCUUUUCCAAAUCUACGAUUCUAUGAUUUUAUUUAUUUGUGCCUGGCAUUCUUUGUCUCCAAAGUGUGUGCAAAGGCAGAUUGCUUACCCAUCUGUUUCCACAAGUUAGAGCAACAAGGGUGUUUUGAUUGCUUGUGUCCUGCCUUCCUCCUUUUGAUUAAUUUUCCAGGGGAAGAGGGGCCUGAAAAAUAUAUUUAAGGCAGUAAUCCUGUAUGCAUUUUUCUGGGAGUAAGCCUCCGUGAAUCCAGUCACACUUACUUUGAAGUAGACAUAUAUAGGAUUGCACUGUAAAACUCCUAAAAUAGCCAACAUACAUAUUUUGGAAGCAUCAUCGUAUAUUUUUUAGAUGAUGCGUUAUAGAUUUGAGGGAAAUAUUUUCAGUUCCUAGGCACCAGCUUCUUGGUAAUUUAUUUAUUUGCUUAGACAUUUUGUAAUUGUGUUGGAUAUGUUUUCCAGCCAGACAAAAAGCUGUCUGACUUCUUUUUGAUAUCUUUUUGAUUCCCUCGGGACCCUGUUUCAAACAAAUUAAAGCCCGCCACGGGGUUACAUGCUUCUUCUUCUUCUCCUUUCCUUUUGAACUGCUUAGCUCUAUUCUUGGGAUAAGAGCAAGUGCUGCUGGCAUCUCUUUGUUAAGCUUGGAUAGGUCUUUAUAUUUAACAUAGUGAGAAACUGCUUUAUGCGAAUUCUGCAAUGAAAUGACGGUCUUGGCCAUGAGCGUUGGGAGAUAUCUUUUAGUUAUUUGGAGUGGGGAAGAUUUAAGUUUUAUUUCAUGAGUUGUAGGAUUGUUUUAGAAAUCCAUUCUUUAAGACUUGAUGAAAUGCCAUUCACAUUUUCUGCUUACUGUAAGUGAGAGCUGAUCCAAAAUUUGAAAGCUGCCAAACCUUUGUAAGCAAGGAUCUUGUUUGAUUUUCUGCCAUCAGAAAUAUAUGGAUACUUUGGAAAGGACGGGGUGAACUCCACAGUACGUCUAUUGUUCCUCAGUAUAUUCUCUCAUCAAAAGCAAAUAAUUUCUGUGUUGGAGAGACAUUACAAAGGGACAAGGCAUUGUUAUGAAAAGUAGUUCAGUUCUGUUCUUAUAGGGGUUCACAGAUCUCACUAUGUGAGAAAGUCACAUGUUACAGUGUAAGUGGGAAAAGAUUCAACAUAAAUCACUUAUCAUUACCCCCCCCCUUCCCAGCAUAGCUUAUUUGAACAGGUGUAAAGCAGUUCUGAGACCUUGUUUUCCACAGAAAUAGUGUUUGCUUGGUAGGCACUCCUUUUAAUUCUGUGUUUGGUGUUUUCUUCUCAUUAUAGUGGUACAAAAGAAAAAGUAAAGAGCCAUGUCAAGAGUGAAAAAGACGCUACAAAACGAGAAGUAAGUGGUUUUAUUUGGAGUGUUCUAAUGCAAGAAUAUUGUAGGAAUUAGUAAUAAACCAAAGGAACAAGAACCUAAAAUUUAGUGAAGAGUUACAAAGGGGGACUCCUAAUAUAAGGCACAGCCACAGCCUUUUAAAUCAUGUCAAUCUGAAUAGGAGAAUUAAGUAUAUACUUGUUUUUCUUCACUUUCAACUAAUGGGAUUGGAAGGUGUUUAUCUUUAUUUGAAUUGUGCUUAUACUAAACUUCUGUUCUAUGUUGUUGAAAGUUUGCACCCAGUUCUAAGCUUGGUCUUCUGCAUGCUUACAUAUAAGUGAGUUCUACUGAGCUCAGUGGGCUUUUGCAUAAAAUUGCAACCUUUUGGCCCGAUCCUAUGCAGGUCAAGUCAGAAGUAAGAUACAUUAAGUUCAGUGGGACUUACUCCCACAGUAACUAUGUAUUGGAUUGCAGCCUUAGACACAUUUACAUGGAUCAUGCACAAAACGUAUCGUCAGAAACUUCUCAUGCUGUCUCUCUCCCUGGAGAAUUUUAAAAUGCUCACGAUUAUUUAUGGACGUAGACAAAAAAAAAUCUAAAAAUGAUGUAGUAUCUGACUGACUGCAGUUUUUUAGUCUUUUAGUCAGGGGCUGAGUGUUCCAGAGUGUACACCCAAUGAAGACAUAAAAUAAAGUUUAAAAGGGAAAAAAAUACUAUAGCCUUUCACACAUUUCAUAGAUUACUCAGCACUAUACAGGCCGCAGCAUAUUAGAGAGCAGGAGGCUCAUCAUGGGAGAGACAUAUUGGUAGAGCAACUUCCAAAAGGAUAGUUGUCUUAUGUUUGUUACCGUAAAUACAAAAAAAAAGUGUGUCUUGUUGCAUCUUGAAAGUUUGAUUGUGGCAUAGGUUUGCCAACUUUGUCUGAUGUUGUUGACAUUGGACACGGCGAGAAAACAAAGUCCUAAAUAAAUAUAAUCAAGGAAUAUAUUUAGCAUGCCUGUUUGUAGUGUCUGAUAUAGUCAGGAUUUGGGGUGGGAGUUGUUCUACAGAUAAAAUACAUAUAAAGUACAGUGAGGCUUUUCUAAGACUGAGAUAUUAACAUGUGAGGAAGGGCAGCCUUGGAAGUUGAAAGCAUAAUAUAAGAACUAAGUUGUAUUAUUAGAACUCCCUGCCACAUUUCAGUGCUUUUCUCUUAUGAGUUGUUUUAUCUAUUGAUAUGUUAGCGCCACAAAAGUGACAACCUGUCAGCUGUGGGAUCCCAUCGGCAAAGGCUAUCAAAUGAAGAAAGUGGCAAUGUAAGAGCUGCAUAUUAUUACGUUCAUUUUUUAAGGAGCACAGCAGUGCCAGUUAAAUCUCACUGGUGAAAUAAAUUCCAUUAAUGUUUUCAUUUGUACAGUUAUAUUGUGAUUUAAUUCAGUUGUUUGCAUUUUCUUGCUAGAAACCAAAUAAGGACACACCUUAUCCAGAUGCAGAUUAUGAUAAUGAUUCUGUGAACUAUGAAGAUGAUUUUGAAGUGAGUGCAAAGGAGUAUUUUUUGAAGAAGGUAGCGGUAUCAAAUAAAUGUAGCUGAUCCACAAGCAGUAGGAAUAUAGAAAUCUAAUUGCAAUGACUUCACAGCGACUUAAUUCUUUAAAUAUAUCAUGGGGAGAUGCUUUGGGGAGGGGGGGGGAUACAGUCGUACUUUGGUUUUCGAACAGCUUAGUUUUUGAACGUUUUGGCUCCUGAAUUCCACAAACCCAGAAAUGACUGUUCCGGUUUGGAAACUAUUUUUGGAAGCCGAAUGUCCAACGGAGCUUCUGCGGCUUCCAAUUGGCUGCAGGAACUUCCUGCAGCCAUUCAGAAACCGUGCUUUGGUUUCCAAACGUUUUGGAAGUCGAACAGACUUCCGGAACGGAUUCCAUUCGACUUCCAAGGUACGACUGUACUGUCAGCUACUGUCAUAGAAAAAUAGAAAGGAAGGAAGUUGCCUUUUACUGAGUCAGAAGACCACUAGUGUUAUUGUUAUUUAUCACCUGUCUUUCAUACUAAUGUUCCAGGGUGGGCUACAAUUAUUAAAACGCAAUAUAAAAAAUAGUUUAAACAACUUACAAUCACAGUAGUAAAGAAACUGGAACUUUCUCUGCUACUGAGCUAUGACCCUCACCCAGAGGCUCCUUUCCUUUAUGUCUCAAGGAGGGCUGCAUGUUUUUUGUACAGAACUCCACCCAAGAGAGCUUGUUUCUUUAAAACAAAUUGCGCAGUUACUUCCGCUUACACUGUUUGUUAAAUGUUGUUCUUAGUAAUGGAUAUUAAACCAUCACCAUUUUAAAAGAAAAUCUGCAAUGGCAAGAGGAAGCUUGAAAGCUUUUAGGGUUGCAGAAUUGGCAGUGGAGAUUGCUGAGCAACGCCAUUGGUAUGGGCUUUUCAUUUGUGCUUUAAGAAAAGUAAUUGCUACUGUUCUUAUUGAAGGAUUACGAAGAUGAUUUUGACGACAUAGAUGAUGAAGAUGAGGAUGAAGGUGGAGAUAGCCAAGAGCAAGAAAAGGAAGAAAGAGAAACAAAAGAAAAAGUAAGAAAAAUUCCAGUAGCCAAGAGCGCAGAAGUAGAAGCAAUUCAAAAAGCUAUUAAUGCUGAAAAUGAAAAGAUUGAGACCUUCCUCCCAAAACAAAGAGAGAAUCCAAAAGGAAGGGAAAAGGAACUGAAAAUAGGUAUGUGACUAGGUACUUACUUUUGGUUAGCAGUCAUAAGAGUGACCCAUUGUGGAUGUACACAAUUUUUUUGCACUCAUUGUACAGUGUAAGGUUAUUUCCUGUGGCUUUAAUUGCAACUAAAGGUGAAGUAGGCAAGCUUGUUGUUCUUUUUGACCAUUGCAGGCUUCAUCCAUGUAUAUUGGAGUCAUCCGCUUGCAUUUUAAAGAUUUCAUGAAUAUACUUACUAUCUUGCAGAAAGGCAAGAGUCACCCGCUCGAAGUCCUGUUUCUGGAAAGUUCAUUGAUUUCCAAACUGCCAAACAGCGGCAAAGUAUCAGAAAGAUUGCCAGUGAGCAGAAGUAGGUAGUAUUAAAAUAUAUCACUGCAUGUAACUUUUGCAAGAUGGCUUGCAUGUAAACUUCCAGUAGUUGUUUUUUUUUAAUGUUACAAGUGUUGUACGCCUAACAAAGUGCAAUAAAAGUAUUUUUGUGAGCAAUUCAUGUGUACUAGGUUUAAAUUGUUUGCAUGUGUCACAAUCCUAUAGGGAUAGAAAUCGGUUCAUAUUUGCAUGAUUCUAGAACAGCAGCUUAUCUGUGGAGGUGCCAGAGAAGACAGAAAAGUCUUUCUGGCCUUUCCUGCUGUCUCUCUUGACUCAGCUCAGACGCUGUGAUGUAGUAAUCUUAGCCAAUGCCCAUUUAUAUUGGGCAGAAAACUAUUUUGUCCCUAAUCUGCUCCCAGUAAGCAACAAAGCUAUGUUUCCCUUAGUUAAGGGAGCUUGAUGAUUUCCACUCUUGACUUAAGGCAAGUUCUGCUUCAAAGUUGGGCUAGUGCAGGAAAAUGAGGGGGGAAUUGUGUCCUUAUUAGUUAUCUAGUUUAGCAGUCUGGUGAUCACAUUCCAAAAUAGUCUGCUCAGAGACUUUCCUUCCUGGGGAAAAAAUGUAUAGAUAACUAGUUUCAUCUUAGUUUUUAUUCAGGAAGAUUGUUAAAUCGGUUUUUUAUUUGUUUUGUUUUUCUUGGUUGUAAAUCGUUUUGAGACCUUUUUGGUGGGAAGAGAUAUAAAUUUAAUAAACCUAAACUAGGAGUAUUCUCUGUCACCUAAUAUUACUGUUUAACAUAUACUUAGAGUCAACGUAUAUGUUACAUUUAAAACCUAAGGUAUUUUAAGUGUAAACCUAAAAGCAUAGAAUAUGAAUGCUAUAAAUAUGUGCUUGCAAAAACAUGUAUUGUGCAGAUACAUGUCAGGCAGCUGUGAUUUGCUGCAGGUCCCUGUUGAUCUUACAUUUGGUGACAAACCUGUGUUGCUCCCUGUGUAAUGUCUGAAAGAGCCCUUAGUGUCGACAGCAUGCUAUGUGCAGUAAAGUAUACAGAAAUGAAACGGCUCCUACCCAGGAGGCAUUCAAUUGCGUUAGUCUCAUUCUCCUCAAAGUGCAUUGGAACUGCAGACAUAAAACCAUUCCUUCAGAUUAUAUGCCUUGAUUUUGAACUCUUUGCUCUUCCCUUUAGGAGUGAGAAUAUUUCUAGACCUUAUAGUACAUGUCACUAUAUUUAGUUCUUACUAGCCAUUUUGCUUUCUUGUGACGUGUUUUCAAGGAAACGUAGCAUUGAACUGCUCCGACUUAUUGACCUGGACUUUUCAGUCACCUUCUGUUUGCUGGAUUUGCCUCCAGUGAAUGAAUAUGACAUGUAUAUCCGGAACUUUGGGAAAAUAAAUACCAAGCAGGUACACCACACAGCAUAUUCAUUCUGACUGCUCUCAUUUCUUGUUCACUUGAUUUCCUGUUCCCUCUCAUCCCUUCUUCCUUUUCUGGUGUGUUUUUAGCCUACAGACAGGAAGUAUGCUAUUUUUAUUUAUUUGUCAGCCAUUCUGGGAGCUUUCCUGGCUAAAGGGUGGGUAUAAAUGUUUUGAUUAAAUAAAUACAACAUUUUCAGUACUGACAGUACCCCAAAACAUUCAUUAAUUUCUGAUAAUGAAGUUGGCAAUGGGGUAUAUGUUUCUAAUGCAAGAGAAAUUGCGUUUGCCAUUGCUAGUACUUUUAAAGCCAAGAGUUACAGCCAUAAGAAUUUUCACACUAGGGCAAACUAGAAAAAAAGUUAGAUACUUAGUAGGUCUCAUCCAGAUGAAAUCAGUUAGACCUUAGGUCUUUACUGUGUUCUUGGUGUUAAUGGAUAACAGAGCAAUCCUAAGUAUAGGAUGACAGCAUAGUUUAUGCUAGGAUAAAUCAUGCCAGUGUAAUUUAUCCUCUAUUCCAAACUCCAUUCAGGAGUGAGGCUGCUGCCAGCUGAACAAACCUGAACCUAGCAGAUGGAAAACAAGCCUUUAAAAUAAGAGUUUGACUUGCACCACUCUUUUUGCCAGUGUAAGUUCCAUUGGGUUGCCAGGUGCAAGUUUCUCUUUGUCCCAUCACACCUCUUUUGGGGGACUUCUGCUGGCUUAAAUUCUUCCAUAUGAACCCAUGGAUGAGGGAGUUUCGCUGGCUCAUCCAGGAAAGUCCAAGAUCCACCUAUUCCAAACUCACUUGUCUGAUGCACACAGACACACCCCUCCCUUUGGUUGCCUUGACUGAGUCUUCCAGGCCAGGAAUAUUUGGAUGCUGCUAUCCAUUAUUGUGAGUAAUAGUGUUCCUUGCUAGUCAGCAGCUUCCAUUUAGUACCCCCAGAGAAUAUACUGCAGAGUCAACAGAACAGACCUUCCAGUUCAUUUAUUUUAUUCCUUGGGGACAAAAUGCAUAGUUCAUGUUUCCAUGGGAUUCAGCAAGAUUAAUGUGCCCGUCUCUUCUUGAUUCCAAACAACUACUUUUUAAACUCAGUUCUAUAGGCAAUCGUGUUCAAAGAUUUUAUCUUAAACAUCCAAAGGAAAAGAGAAACAUUAUUUUCUUUAUACUAUGAAGUAGAUGAUAACGCAACUUUGUACAGUACCUUGAAUUUUUCAUGAGGUGCAAAGUAUUUUGGGAUACAGCAGAUGGGUAUUUCAAGUGGCUCACAGCUGCAGGUGCUCAGAGUGAAUGGGAUAUUUUCAUAUUUCUACUUUAGGCCUAUGUACAGUGGAAUGAAGAUAACCUGGACAGGGAUGUUCAGACUGACGAAAUAGAGACUCAAGAAAAAUGGACCCAACAUCCUGGAGAAACUGCUGUUGUGUCUGGAGGUGAUUAUUAUUUAGAUAUGUAGAGGUGUUAAAAUGUAAUAUAAUUCAAGAACACGCUAAGAGAAACCUCACUAUGUAUCUCUUAUUAUCAAGUGGUCAUUUCCUAUUGGCUUUAGCAACACAAAAUGUGAAAGCAGUUUGGAACUUUCUGGGUAAUGUACUAUCGUCUUUCCUUGGGUCUCAUUUCAGGUCCAAAAAGCAGCAGUGAUGUAUCUUCCCUUACCCCAAAGAUUGAUUCCCAGAGAUUGGCAAGUUUUCUGAGAUCUGCUUGUCAGGUAUAUAUUUUACUUUUUAUAUUCAUGCUUAAAAUAAUAAUUAGCAGGUACUUUUUAUCACAUGUGGUGGACCUGUCCUAAGGUAAAAGACUUCUGGGAAAAGAUUUAUAAUGAAUUUUAAAAAAUGAUGAAAUACACAUUUAUAAAGAAUCCAGAAGCCUUUCUCCUUGGAAUAUUAGGUUCUGAAUUGCCCAAGAAAGAUGUAAAGGUAUUUUUGUACGCCACAACUGCUGCAUGAAUUUUAAUAGCCAAAAAGUGAAAAACACAAGAACUACCAACUGUGGAAGAAUGGCAAUUCAAGAUGAUGGACUUUAUGGAGCUGGCUGAUCUCACUGGGAGAAUCCGCGACCAGAAAGAAGAGGAAAAUCAAGAAGACUGGAAGAAAUUUAAAGACUAUUAAUCUUUAAUAUUGUAAUAUUAAAGAUUAGUAGUUACUUGAAGGUACUAAACAGGCUUAGGACUAAAUUAAGACUAAAUAAAUAAAUAAGACAUAGAAUGUUAAGAAAAGUUAAGAAAUCUGAUUAUAAACUGAAUAUUGUACUUUUGAAUAAUGAUAUAGGAAAACUGCUACAUUCAGUUACAAGGAAAUUCAGAUGGAAGAGAUUAGAGGAAGUCAAGUAAUACGUUUAAGAAGUUGGAAAUUUAAUUAAUUAAUCAGCUUUUAUUGCUUAUAUGUUUGAGGUUGUAUUUUUGGUUAUCAUUUGUUAUAUUUGUUCUAUUCUUUUUUUCUUUUGGUUUUAUUGAUUUUAUAGUAUGUGCUGUAUUUGUAUGAAACUUAAUACUUGGGGAAAUACUUGGGGAAUACUUGGGGAAAAAAUAAAAUAAUAAUUAGCAGUAACCAUAGUCUGGAGCUUAAUAUAUUCCUUACAUAGACAAGAGACAGAAUGAUCGCUUGUGUUUCCCCUCACCUGGUUUUCAUUCUGUAGGAUGGUUUUCCUUAAUCAAGUAGGAAUGGGUACCCAUGGAAGAACAAACUCCUCUAUAACAGCUCCGCAAAUUCAGUUUUUCCGCUUGUCUUGAAACUACCCCACAAAACUUUCCCACCAUCUUCUAUCUAAGUCAUUGAAGUGAGGUAAAAGCAGUUUAAGCCAGCAGACUCCUUAGCAGGUUAUUAUCACUGAAGGAAAGAGUAAUAGAUUUCCCCCCACAUUUCUAACAAAUACUAUUUUUUUUAAAGGUAAUUGAAGUUCUGCUUGAGGAAGAUCAAGUAGCAACGCAGCCCCGGCGGAAUCUGAGAUCACGACCAUCCAGUCUGUCUAUUAGUGACAGGUGCUUCCAGUUAAACACCAAUCUUCCUUUCUUGAAUGGUAAGACGCUUUUUGCUCUUCAUCUUGUAGUGGGGCACCAGAAACUCCUAUUCUUUUGCAGACAUGUCUAGAUCUUUUGCCUGUGACUGAUACAUAGUGAAAGUCAUGAUGCUGAGCAGUUUAUAGAAGAACCUCCUUGUUCAGAGGCAGUAUGCCAGAUCCCAGGAACAAGCAACCGGAGUAGGGCAUCAUUGUUUUGUUCCCUUCUUGUGAAUUUCCAACAUUAUCUAGCCGGCUGCUGUUGGGAACAGAAUUGUAGAUGCAGCGAGACAAUCCUUACAUUCUUCUGACCCAUCUGCAGCUCUCUGCAAAGUUAAAUUCAACUAAUUUGAAUACAGAAGCAUGCCUGUUAGUUUGCCUAGAUAUGCAGAAGGCACAAGUUUUACAUAGCAGCAGCUUUUGUCUUGCAGACUAAGGGCUAAAGUAGAUAGGAUAAGGGAGAACCACGAUUAGACACCCUAUCAUCAAACCAAUACCUCUCAAGUGCUUCUAUUUAAACCAAAAUCAGACACCACCCUUCUUGCUUUUAACUAAAAAGGGAAACAUUGGGAGAUCCAGUCACAAGUCUCCUGUGUAGUUGAGCCAUAAUAGAUUUUUAAAAUGUCAUCUGUGAUUUUUGGUUUCCCCCCCUAGGUCGAAGGGUAUCCUGUUUGCACAUCUCACAGGGUCAGAGGCAAGCUCUGCUUUCUGUUCAUGGGUUUCCUGAGAAGUCAAAUGACUUACCGCUGGACAGCAAAUACAUCAUUUGUGUAUGGAAUGUCUGGCAACCUUCUAGUCCUCAGAAAUUACUGUUUUGUGAAUCUCAGGUAUGCUUUAACGAUAUGCCACUGUCUAAUGCACUAGCACCCACCUCUUUGUAUAUGUUCUAAUCUAAUUGUUGCCUGCAGACCCACAUCAGCCACAACCGCACCCAAGACUCCUGUCUUACCUUUCGCUUCUAGUACUGCCACCUUCCCUGCUUUCCACUUUCAUCACAGAAGAGAAGGGAAGAGAGAGAAACAAGGAAAAACCCUCUCCAGGUUACCAGAGUAUUGUAGAUUAAGUGGAAGGCAGUUAUAACAGGAUUUUUCCUCAAGUGCACACUAAUAAUAUUUGAAUACAGUGGUACCUCGGGUUAAGUACUUAAUUCAUUCCGGAGGUCCGUUCUUAACCUGAAACUGUUCUUAACCUGAAGCACCACUUUAGCUAAUGGGGCCUCCUGCUGCCACCGUGCCGCCGGAGCACGAUUUCUGUUCUCAUCCUGAAGCAAAGUUCUUAACCCGAGGUACUAUUUCUGGGUUAGUGGAGUCUGUAACCUGAAGCGUAUGUAACCUGAAGCAUAUGUAACCCGAGAUACCACUGUAUCUACAAAGCAGUUUGGGACUGCUAAUCUGAAAAUUGUGUUAAUUUUAUAUCCAUGGUAUGUUGUCCAUUUUGGAACAUUCUGCCUCGCUAUAUGACAAAAGAGAGAUUGACCUGGUGUCCCUACCCAGGUAGCCAAACCACCACACACACCCCAAGUCCAGGUUCAACAGCAACUGAAGUUGUUCCAGUUUGAUUCAGUUCAGACCAAUAAAGGUUCAUUAACUGGGUCACCACAUGUGGGUCGACUGGCUCAGUUCUGAUUAAUUCCCUUAAGUCAAAUAUUAGAAAUAAAAUGUUUUAAUUCAACUCAGCAGCAACGUAUUAUUUAAUUCCCCCCUAUAGAGACUGGCUGAGCACUGCAGCAUGGGGAAGGCACUCUGUUAUGCACAAGAAUAAUAUCCUCUCUUCUUUCCUUCUUUCAGCAGCCUGUUUUAUCUUUAAAAUUUGCUACAGUGGUUUCUGUCUCAAUGAGGAAGCUUACAUCCAGCUCAGCUUCCACACCCCCUCUUACAGUCUGCUCUCUAUGGGAUUUUGAGCAUGCCUGUGCAUUUAGACAGUCAUGGGCUAAACCCAGAACAGCUGUUGCUCGGGGAAAGAAAAGUCUCAACUCGAAGAUUUGACACACAGAAAUUCUUGUUUUCUAUGGGAACAAAUGUGCAUUGGGAAUUCUUCUGAUGCCCCUAAAGAGAGUGAUCUAAUUUAUUUAACUUGUUUGUUUUGCAUGUAUUUUGUAAACAAAGCAAAAUAUAUGUUAAAACUACCAAGCUCAUGUAAUAGUCAUUUGUAUUUGGCAUCUGUUUUAAUGAACUUACGAAACAGAGUUUUCCAAGGGGAAAUAAAGCACUGAAAAAUUUUCCACCCCACAUCAUUGAGAUAUAUUCCUGUUCAGGUGCUACAAAAGCUUUCAGACAGUAGUUCAUCUUUUAUUUUUGUUGGGGGGGGGGAGGUUCAUUCCUUUAUGUUCUGUUUGAUUCCAUAGUGUACUGCAUGUGAAAAACUGAUUACUUUGUGUCAUAUUUUAUCAAAUUUGUAUACACUGGUACCUUGGUUCUCAAUUGUCUCGGAAGUCGAACAUUUCGGUUUUUGAAUGCUGAAAACCUGGAACUAACUGCUUCAGUUUUCAAACACUUUUUGGAAGUCGAACGUGCCACGCAGCUUCCGUUUUGAGUUUUCCAUAAGUAAAUUCUUCCAGAAUGCCUGCUUCAGUUUUUUAACGUUUCGGAAGUCGAACGGUCUUCCAGAAUGGAUUACAUUCGAAAACCAAGGUGCCAGUGUACCGCCCUUCAUCCACAGAUUUCAGAUCAGUUCACAACAUUAAAUUAAAGUGUAAGAUUAAGGGUUCAAGACUACAUCUACCCCCACAAUCAUUGCAUUACAUUAACACUAUUUAUAUUAUAUCAUUGGAAUGGUGCUAAUGUCAAAUGUGCUCCACGUAGGCAAAACGAAAUUUAUCAUUUCUCUUCCCUUCCAUUAAGUUGGACUCCCAUCGAACCAAAACAUAUUCAGUAUAACUAUAUUUCCCUCAUUUGUAAUUCUGGGAUAUUUUGUCUUGCCGUAUAGGUGACAUGCUGCUGCUUUAGUCCUAGUAAGGCUACUUUAGUGUUUGCUGGAACAAUCGAUGGUUCAGUGCUGGUAUGGGAUCUCAGAGAAGACUCAAGGUUGCACCACUGCAUGAAGGUCAAUGAAACAGAUUGGACAUUUCGAUCUCCAACGUUUUCUACCGGUUGGUCAACAUCCCUUGAAUGAUAUCAUCACAUCUGUUGCAAUCUGAGUGGCCAGGACCAUGAUAUAUGAACAAGCACAGUUCAUAUAUAUGAAGUUGUUCCAAUUCCAUUUUGGGUAUCUCUCCCCCCCCCCACUCCAUGCAAAAGAUGUGUAAAAAGAUAAGUCAAAGGCUGAACCCAUGUAAUUAAAGUUGAUGAAAAGAAGAUCAGUGAAGUAGUAUCAAUCUUUUUUUUCUUUUAUUUUUGCUAGAAUAUAUACCAAGCCUGGCAUGUUAUUAGCAAUACUUCCAACAAAGUUUAAUUGUUUUUUAAUUAAUGCUUUUUCUAUGUUUUCAGCGGUUCUAAUUUUUAUGUGUAAGCUGCCCUGUCAGGGGAAAAAGGAGGAGUAUAAAUAAAUAAUGUAGUAAAUCUAAAUGUUAUUCCUAGUUUGACAUGUUUGCCAUUUUACCACUCAAGUGGCUUGUAUGAUGACUUAUGAUUAAUACUAGAGAGUUUAGAGUUAAUUCUGCUCCCUGUAUCUUCUGAGGAAAAGCACCCCAGCUUGAAAUGCAAUGGGCGUGGUGCUUUCAGUAUAAUAGGGUUAACACUUAGUGAAGUUUUUAACAUCAUAUGCAGUAAUGUAAACAUGUAUUAAAGAGAACAGAGACCUUAUCUGAAAUUUGGUUUUUUUAGCACUUUUGUUUCCACACCAGUUUAGCAGUCACUACAGUCCUGAAUUAAACAAAACGGGGGUUGGUUGGAUGGGUGGACUUACUGUUUGCUUAUUUCUCAACUAUAGAUGGAGUAUUUGCCUCAGUAAACCACACAUGUUCUGUGCUGACAGUCGAACCUGUCUCAACAUCUGUCUUCAAGGAGCAGAAUUGUGGUCUUUCCUACCUCUCAUCUCAGGAGGGUACGUAGACCGCUCUCCAGAAAUUGACAAAUAUUCUUUGGAAAUACAGGUUGUGCCCACAGUUGUUAUUGUUCUGGAAUUCCUUGCCUAUAAACAUUUCUGUAGUUCAGAAGCCAUGGUUGGUUUAGCCAAAGUAUGGCUUGUUUGAACAUCCUAACUCAGUCUAGCAGACAAAUAACCUUGGUUUAUUUUCUGGGAUCAAACCAUGCUGUUAACUAAUUCCAUGGAAGCAAGAAGCUCGCAGGUGGUGUCCAAUCAGUAGUCUACAUCAAACAGCAUGGUUUGCUAAAGGGAUCUCAUUAUUUUGUAGUCUUUGGCUUCUGUAAAGCUGGGGAGCCAGAGGUACUGCAGGAGAGUCAUCUUCUGAGUCAGAGCAUGGCAACAGAGUUGUCCUAUGAUGGGAAGAGCCCUGAAGAUGGCACUGCAUGUUCUUCCUUCUACUCACCACAGUGAAGUCACAUGAACCUUUCCACAGUCGUCUGCCACGCAUUGCAAGGUCCUCAUUUCGUGGGUCAUGGCAGAUGUGAAGCCAUAGUUUAUUGCUGGCUUUUGAACUGCGGCUUAUCUUUACUACGUUUUGGCAUUAUGAAUGAACCCAACAGCCUUGCUUAAUUGUGGUUUAUUUGACCAUCCCAGCUACUUGGCAAACUAAGAGGGACGGGCAGUUAGAAAACAAGCCAAGCAUUAGAGACACCUGCCGCAGGCUGGUCAUUAUUCUGCCGCUGAGUUUCACUGCACGGUUUGUUUCAUUCUGUAUUUGUUUUAUGGCAUGGUGAUAUUUUAAAUUGUUUCUUUCUAUCAGCUGGCUUGAGGAACCUUGAUGGGUGGAAAGGCAGCAUAUUAAUUUAACAAACCAAGAAGUGAACAUUAUUGCCUCAGUGUUGAGGAUAAAAUUCUAGCAUGUUAGUAUCUCUGUUAAUGCCUAUCUUAUGGGGGUCAAAUUUAAGUGGGCAAAAUAAUGUAUGAUCAACCAUAGUGCCUGCAAAUCUAUAAUUACUGAGUUAUCAUUUUUCCUUGCAGAAAUGUUAGGACUUUCAUUUCAGAUUGCCUCUAUGGAUGAAAACGGGACUCUCAGUCUGUGGGUGAGUUGGAACUUUUCCAUAGCUAUUACUCACUUGUUGCUCAGGCAUAUAGCUUUUUUUGUGCAACUUUGGCUGUUUUUGAGAGAGACUUUACACAAACAUUAAAGAUGUUAUCGCUUGGAAAAUGCCGUUUCCCUUUCCUGCUAAUUAGGGCAUCCUGUUGUGAAUCCUGUUUGUAAGUAUCAUGAGCAUCUUUUUGGUUGGUUCCUAUUAAAACUAAUAAUAACCUUUUUUAAAGAAUUACUCUGCUUUUAGAUCUAGAUUUCCAAUGCAGUUCACACAAGAAUGCUCCAUACAGUAGUGCUUUCCCCUGCUACUACCACUGUCAUGCUUUCCUGUUUGUAAAGUUGUCACAAAAUUUAUUUCUGAGGAAGACCACUCUUCUGCUGCACCUCUGGAGCAUUUAUGUAUUAUUUUAAAGAUCUGUUUCACUCAUAUUCCACAGCAGUAUAAAGUGCAGCCAAUAACCUUUCACUACGCUGUGGGUUAAACCACAGAGCCUAGGACUUGCCGAUCAGAAGGUCGGUGGUUCAAAUCCCUGCGACGGGGUGAGCUCCCGUUGCUCGGUCCCUGCUCCUGCCAACCUAGCAGUUCGAAAGCACGUCAAAGUGCAAGUAGAUAAAUAGGUACCGCUCCAGCGGAAAGGUAAACGGCGUUUCCGUGCGCUGCUGUGGUUCGCCAGAAGCGGCUUAGUCAUGCUGGCCACAUGACCCGGAAGCUGUACACCGGCUCCCUCUGCCAAUAAAGCGAGAUGAGCGCCCACAACCCCAGAGUCGGUCACGACUGGACCUAAUGGUCAGGGGUCCCUUUACCUUACUAAGCUUUGGAUGAUAUUGUAUGCUUUCAUUUGUGAAUUUUAGUGUGGUAGGGAUGCCUAAUUGCACAUUAUAUGCAAGAUUUAAAAUAUAUUUUAAGAGAAUGAUCCGUUUAGGCAAGGAAGCCCACAACCAAAUUUUAGGAAAGGAAAAGCUGGUCUUAGGGUAUAUUGUUUGGAGAAUGCCUGCAAAGCAAACUUUGUUUUGAAUAAGCAGUAAGUCAAGGAAUAAGAACUAAGGUAGUAUAGUUUUUAAUUUAGUAAACUGCAGGGUAGGCAAAGUCUUAGUGAGAACAUACGGAAAGCUGAAAUAUGUUUCAGAAUGUUUGCGAUGAUACCUCCUCUUUUUUCUUGAUUUUUAUUUUUUUUUUGCCACUUUUUAGGUAGUAGUUGAACUUCAAAAGGGGGAUCUGGCAGGCUCACAAAGUGAUUUAGGUAAGUGAAACUCCUCAGUGAAGCUGCUGUUUAUGGAAGGGAAGGAAGACAAAGUCAGAUACUGUGAGAAAAGCAUUGUUGGUCAUCACAAAAGCUUGGGAUUGUUCUGGGCAGGCAGCCAACAGUGGAAUUGCAUGCAAUACUUACAUGAAGCAUUAAAAUAAUGGCUCUGUAUACCUAGAGUCACUCUAGGUGGUAUCCUCUAUCUACCAACUUUCCUUUGUAGAAAAAUCUUGGACCUUGGAAUACAUGUUGGUCUGCAAUUUCCAUAAAGCACCAAAUCAGUGCUGCUAUUAUUAUUAUUAUUAUUAUUAUUAUUAUUAUUAUUAUUACUACAGUUCAGUUUUAUUACUUACAGGCUUAAUUCCAGGGGGCAAAAUAAAACUGGUCCACAGCUCUACAGUUCAGCUGAAUUGCAGGUAAAGAUAUGACACAUUUCUUGAAGUUAUUGUUCUAUAACCAAGCAUAUUUCUUUGUUAUAAUCUGUGUUUUUCAAUCUGAAUCACUCAGUACUUUUGAAAACACUCAGUUGCUGGAGGUUUGCAUUGUCCUCUCAAAGUGUAAAAGCCAUUUAGGCUUCAGAUGUGCUUUUAUACAACUGCAGCUGUGGAUGUGGUUGCUAUUUCUACUACAUCCUGAGGGCAGGCCAAGCAUUAUGCUGCUGUUAGUGAAAAAUCGUUUGGGAGAAGGAUCCUCCCUCUAACAGUGGACUAGGUUGGUGAGUGCUGACAGGAUUGUAGCCAAAAUGGGGACACUAAGAAACGAGGGGGGGAGGUAUCAGUAUGCUUGGGGGAACCCCAAGAUUUACAGCAAAACAAACAUUUUGAGAAAAGCUCCAAAAAAUGCAGCUCACUGAGGGCUAAAUAUGUUCAGUAUCCACACAAUACUGAUUGCCUGUUGUGGGGGGGGGGGGGCAGAAAUUGGGGAGAAGAAUGGAAUGAAAUGUCUUAGAAAAGGAUAUGAGACAGUGAAUGAGAGCACUCUACACUGCAACAUUUCUACAAUAUAUAAAUUUAUCCAUUUGACAUUUUCCCAGAUUUUAUUCAAGGGAUACCGUGCUCAUGAAGGUACCUCAGACACUGAAUAUUAAAUUUCUGCCUUCAAAUCCCAAUCAUUUUGUUGUCGGAACAGACGUUGUGAGUAAUAUUCUCUACUUAAUUUCACUAUUGCCUCCUUUCUUCUCCUGAAUGUUGUCCGUGAUCCAUCUGCAUUUGUUAACAUUUUAAUGGCGACAUCUUUAAAUGCAUGCACUUUCAGGUUCUUAUUACAAAUUGCUACAUUUUAAGUUCUAAAUAAAGCUAACAGCUCUCUGUAAAGUGUUUUUCAUGGGGGGUUUUGUAUUAAAUUUAUUCAUUUAAUAUGCAUACAAAACAAUAAUUUACAUGCCUUACAGACAAACAAGCAGAAAGGAAAGAAAACAAAACAAAAAGCAAAAAAAUAGGGAUAAAGGAAAAUUACAAAAAAUAGGUGGAUGAUAAUACACCCUGGUGACUUCCCUCCACCAGUGCUUGUCAUCUUUAAUUCUUUACCAUUCUUGUUUACAUUGCAGUUCAUGUAUCACUAUGUUACUUGUUUUAUUAAGCUAUUAAAACAACUUUACAAACUAGUCUAAACAUAUCAGCAUGCUAUCUUUAGAGCAGUGUUUACUCAUAUAUUCUUCAAACCAUAUCCAUUGUGAUCUAGUUUGGUAUCUUAUUGCUGCAGUUGAUUUUGCCCAUUCUAUAAAUUCAGCUAAUUUAUAUAUCCAGUCCUCUUUUGUGGGUAUAUAAUUUCCUUUCCAGAUUUUUUUUUUUUGCAAGAAGUAGCCUACCUGGGUUGUUUCAUUUAACGUAGCAGAAAUAAGAGUCCCCACCCCCCGCUUUUUUUUAAUUUGCAGGCUAUAGUGAGCCAUGGUACAAGGCAUGAACUAAGAAUACCUCCCAGGUGGUUCAAACCACAGCAGGGGGCGCCGAGAUCAACCAGAAUCAACGCCAUCGACUUCUCUCCUUUUGGAAAACCAAUCUUUUUGGUAUGGAUGUCCAUUUUCAUUUCUUGGCAGGAGCUUAGCCGGGCUGUUUAACAGAGCUAAACGGCAAAAUGCGUGUAUCCUAUAAUGGAGCAGUCUUUGCUUCUGUAAAGAGUUUUGCAAGUAGCAUCAAAAUUGCUCAACCCCCCAGCUCUGGCAGCGUGACUCAGAUUUCAGUCUGUUCUGAGAUGAGGCAACAAUAAUAGUGUCUUGUAAUUCUUCGUACAACUACAAACAGAUGAACGUCAAGUGUAAGAACACACACAGUUACCUUUGUUUACAUAAACUUGUAGCCAGACCAUAACCACGUAGAGAAAGGGCCAUGAACAUGCAGCGUGACUGUAAUAGCUGGACGGAGUGAAAUUCUACAGUUGGUCAGGCUCUAAAUAAGCACUUAAAUUUACUCAAGGUGUUGAUUGAACAUGCCCAGUGAAAUGUUCUGCUUUGAAAAUUAGGCCCCUGUGCCAUGUUGCAAACUGCUUUUAUGACUUUCCUUAGUUUCCAAAAAGGUUUGCUGUUCAGUAUGGGCCUAGGCCGGGCCUGCUAUGACUCGCAAGGCCCCUUGGGCACACAGAAGAGGGUUGUGCAGGCUUCUGGAUUCAGAUUAUAUGUUAUAGCAAUAUAUAGGAAUAUAGCAAUUAUAUGUUAUAGCAAUAUAUAGCAAUAUUGGCCAGACUAUCAUUCUAGUACAGUGGUGCCCCGCAAGACGAAUGCCUCGCAAGACGGAAAAACCGCUAGACGAAAGGGUUUUCCGUUUUGAAGUUGCUUCACAGGACGAAUUCCCCUAUGGGCUUGCUUCGCAAGACGAAAAUACCUUGCGAGUCUUGAGAUUUUUUUUUUCGCUUUUCCCCCCCUUUAUCUAAUCUGCUAAGCCUUUAAUAGCCUUUAAUAGCCUUUUAGCAGCUAAUCCCCUAAGCCUUUAAGCCUUUAAUAGCCGCUAAACCGCUAAUAGCGCUAAUAGCGCUAAUCCGUCAAUGGGCUUGCUUCGCAAGACGAAAAAACCGCUAGACGAAGACUCUCGCGGAACGGAUUAAUUUCGUCUUGCGAGGCACCACUGUAUUGUUUUGAAUCUGGGAAAGAGCAGUGGGGUCAAGUGCUCUUCCCUCACCUUCCUCUUACCACGUGCUGGCUUCAGUACAGUGGUACCUCGGGUUAAGUACUUAAUUCGUUCCGGAGGUCCGUACUUAACCUGAAACUGUUCUUAACCGGAAGCACCACUUUAGCUAAUGGGGCCUCGCCGGAGCACGAUUUCUGUUCUCAUCCUGAAGCAAAGUUCUUAACCUGAAGCACUAUUUCUGGGUUAGCGGAGUCUGUAACCUGAAGCGUAUGUAACCUGAAAUGUAUGUAACCCGAGGUACCACUGUAUAACGAUUCUGGCUUGGAUUAAGCCAGAGCCACCCAUUAUGUCCCAAACUGGGAAAAUCUGGCUUAACAUCAGUUAACAAACUGGGAAAAGAAGCUCAGGGGAUGCUUUACAAAGCCUGGAACAAUAAUUUCAACAGGGCCACUGUGUAUAUGACCUGUACAAGCAGACUCCGAUUUGUGCAGGGGUUGCAUUCUGCGCAACGGUGGAACACAAAUAAGCCCAUUCUGACGCCUUGUACCCUCUUUUCCAUCCACUUCCGGGUUGCCUCCUGUUAUGUGUCUAUUGGACAUUCGUAAAUCAGUUGUUGCCUGUAUACAUAAUUACCAAAACUCACUUGGGGGGGGGGGGGGAGAAGUUUUUGCCUGCACCUACAUGUUAACUUUAGCGAAUAUUGACAGUGGAAAACGCUGCAUCACUUCUGCAAGAUUUGGGUGCAGGGAAUGACGCUCCCCAACCUGGCCUGUUAGCCUGAAACCAGAGAUUAUUCACAAAAAGUUCAGUCUUCCUUUCCUUGGUACUAAGGCACAAGGGAGCUGGCGUGUUAAUCACACAGCAUGGUACUGUGUGAUAUAUAUUGCCACCACAAGAACCAAUGCACAGAACAAUUUCUAAUGUCAGCCUGACCUUUUAUUACCAGGGAUGCUUGUGGCAAUGCAAGCAAUAAGGCAGCAGCAGGCAGACAGGAGGGAGAGCAUUGGGGUUUGCCACUUAUGUGCAGUUAUUUGUGGGCAGUUGUUACAUGCUGCGGGUGAGUGGCAAACUGUGUGUGGCUCCCUUUAGAGUUGGUUGUACAUUUUAAUCAAUAAGAGGAUUACUUGUGCCAGCGAACCGCUAAGGUUUUGUCUUUAUGUUUUCAGGUGGGCUGUUCAGAUGGCAGCAUAAGAUUGCACCAAAUGACCUCUGAGCUUCCGCUUAUGCAGUGGAACAACAGCACAAGCGGGCAGCCCAUCAUUUCCCUGCAGUGGGCUCUGACCAGACCAGCCGUCUUCUUUGUUUUGGAUGCCAUGUCUGUCGUUUACAUUUGGGACCUGCUGGAAAACGACUUGGCUCCCGUAGCCAAGCAGCCUAUCUGGUCCGAUAAGUAAGUCCAUACAUAGCACGGUGUUUUAGCGAUAGUCAUACAAACUUGGUAUAAUAAUAAUAAUAAUAAUAACAAUAAUAAUAAUAAUUUAUUAUUUAUACCCCGCCCAUCUGGCUGAGUUUUCCCAGCCACUCUGGGCUGCUCCCAAUCAAGUGUUAAAAACACUACAGCAUUAAAUAUUAAAAACUUCCCUGAACAGGGUUGCCUUCAGAUGUCUUUUAAAGAUAGGAUAGCUGCUUAUUUCCUUCACAUCUGAAGGGAGGGUGUUCCACAGGGUGGGCGCCACUACCGAGAAGGCCCUCUGUCUGGUUCCCUGUAACCUCACUUCUUGCAAUGAGGGAACUGCCAGAAGGCCCUCGGUGCUGGAUCUCAGCAUCCGGGCUCAAUGAGUGACUGAACUACAAGUGACUGCUGUUCCCUUGCUAUAAACUCCGAUCUUCAUGAGCUUUACACUUCCUUAACCCAUGUAAAGAUUACUGUCAUGGUCCAGGUAAUCGCCACAUUUGGGGUCAGGAAGGAAAUCCUCCCCACGUUUCCCUCUCUGUUCCCUCUGGUGAAUAAUUUCCAAGCUUAAGGUAGUUGACAGGGUUUCCAGGAGGAACAGAGGGAUUUUGAUGUAGCUGGAGGAGUCAAACGGCCUCGGUCCAGUAUACCUAAAGGAGCGUCUCCACCCCCAUCGUUCUGCCUGGACACUGAGGUCCAGUGCAAAGGGCCUUCUGGCGGUUCCCUCGCUGCAAGAAGCCAAGUUACAGGGAACCAGGCAGAGGGCCUUCUCGGUGGUGGCACCCGCCCUGUGGAACACCCUCCCACCAGAUGUCAAAGAGGAAAACAACUAACAGACUUUUAGAAGACAUCUGAAGGUGGCCUGUUUAGGGAAGCUUUUAAUGCUUAAUAGAUUAUUGUAUUUUAAUAUUCUGUUGGAAGCCGUCCAGAGUGGCUGGGGAAACCCAGCCAGAUGGGCGGGGUAUAAAUAAAUAAAUAAAUAAAUAAAUAAAUAAAUUAAUAAUAAUAAUAAUAAUAAUAAUAAUAUGGCCAUGGCUUUGAGUCUCUCCUCUCCUGAUGUUGAAGCAGUAGGGUGGUUGGGGGUGGAGACAGCUCUUGGAGGUGGGAGUGGGGAGAAGCUGAUGCAAAUGUGGGGAGGGGGUCCUUGCUGUGUCCCUCAGAUGAAGCCACAUGGAAUGGCAGCUUGUGGAGGCCACUUUGGAGAGGAAGCAGGAGGAGCCAAAUGACAGUUGAUCCCAGUCAGGUGAAUCGAGGGAGAGUUACUUUUUCACCUUUCUCUCCCUCUCUUCUUCCCUUUGUUAAACAAGCACUUUUUUCCUCUCAGGGUUAUAACUAUGGCUGUACUGGGCGAGCCUGAAAAACCCAGCGGUCUCCUGGGGAUUGCCCUGGCCAAAGAAUCUGGAACAAUAGACAUAAAGUACGUAAAGAAGAAGUGGGCACUACCUCAGCCAGAGGAAUCUGAGAAAUUAAACUUACUUCUGCAGCAGGCCUUGUAAAAAAAAGAAAGACAUGCCUUUCUGUGAAUACACACAUAUGACAACCAUUUGAUUUUAGAUGUAUUUGUUAAUAUUUGGGUUUUAGCUUGAGUAAAAUACAUGAUUUCAUAUUUUUUCAUUCAUCUUUGUAAAUAGUAUUUAUAUAUUUUUAAAGCAUCGACACAGUAUUUGAACCUGAGAUAGAGAAUAUUUUUAUCAAACAUAAAACAGAACAAAUAUUCAUGAUAUUUUAUGCAAAGGGGAGAUAUAAAUUGUAUUUAUAUUUAAUUCCAAAAAUGUAUUUACUUAGUAUAGGCUAUGCAUUGCAAUUGUUUAUAGAUAUUUUAGAAUAAAACAAUGAACAUGAAGUCCUUUGAAGUUUAGGUAUCUUCUUUUAAAUUGAAAGCCAUUAGAUAGUUAUAUUUAUUAUUCAUUUGAAAUAAAGAGCAUUAAUAUGCUACAAAACAUUUAAUAAUGUUGGGUUGGAGCCCAUGGAAUUAAUAUAGUGUUUGGUUUCUUCAAACACCUGUUACGCGUUAAAGUGCCUUGCUUCUGGUAUGGCUGUGGGACAUUAUAGAAUCAGGAACAACUCUGGCCAUUGAGACUCUUCUUGAAAUCCUGCUUGUCUCUAGUUUUGUCUUGUGGAAACUCAGUUUUUCCUUAUGCAUGUAUUUGGACAUCUUCAUUGGAGUCGCCAAAAGCCCCAAAUCACUUACUAUACGAGCUAAACCCAUAAUGGAAUACACAGCUUCUGCACGCUGCUUUUGUGAUUUCCGAAAAUGUCCAUUUCUUGGUAAAAGGUGGUUGUGAAUAGAACUUUAGUGGUCACUCUGGUGGAAAUAUGGUUCAAAAUGGCCGUCCAACAAAAUGAAGAAGACUUGAGCGGAAUGACAGUUCAUCCAAACUUCAGCUUUGUUAUACCCUGUUUGUACUGUUUGUACUGGCUUAGAGUGGACAGGGGUAAAAUAGAUGUGCUGGGUUCAGAUGGAACUCAGGAUAUAGGGGUUUUAAUAUGCUGAUAAUAGGAUGGUUGUGUUUUUUUGUCUGUCAGUUAUUUGUUGAUUCCUAAUUUUUUUAUCUGUGUAACACACUUUGCUCAGAAGCCUU
This is a messenger RNA of Podarcis lilfordi (Lilford's wall lizard), 35062 nucleotides long. Lineage: Eukaryota; Metazoa; Chordata; Lepidosauria; Squamata; Lacertidae. The record is from the annotation of a GenBank genome assembly.